Cephus cinctus (wheat stem sawfly) is the source of this 889-nucleotide messenger RNA. Its product is annotated as 40S ribosomal protein S3. Gene Ontology annotation, molecular function: structural constituent of ribosome; RNA binding. Lineage: Eukaryota; Metazoa; Arthropoda; Insecta; Hymenoptera; Cephidae. Bases 89 to 817 code for a protein of 242 amino acids. Gene Ontology annotation, biological process: translation; positive regulation of apoptotic signaling pathway. The transcript has 4 exons. Gene Ontology annotation, cellular component: cytosolic small ribosomal subunit; nucleus. The record is from RefSeq and is a predicted model, not a curated record.
AGGUUUAUUUACCAGAGACGUACUAGGCGUCAGCACUGUUGAAUGUCUUUUCCAUGCCGGCGUCGGACGAAAUCAGACACUGUUAGAAAUGGCUGCACGUUCGAUUUCGAAGAAACGAAAGUUUGUAGGAGAUGGUAUCUUCAAAGCUGAGCUCAAUGAGUUCCUUACUCGAGAGCUUGCUGAAGAUGGCUAUUCGGGUGUUGAAGUGCGAGUAACACCUACUCGCACAGAAAUCAUUCUGAUGGCAACGCAUACUCAGAGUGUCCUAGGAGAGAAGGGACGUAGAAUUAGGGAAUUGACAUCCGUUGUACAGAAAAGGUUUAACUUCAAGGAACACACUGUAGAAUUGUAUGCAGAAAAGGUUGCGAUGCGAGGUUUGUGUGCCAUUGCGCAAGCUGAGUCCCUGCGGUACAAGCUGAUUGGAGGUCUGGCUGUUCGAAGGGCUUGCUAUGGUGUUCUCCGUUUCAUAAUGGAAUCUGGAGCCAAAGGUUGCGAAGUAGUUGUUAGUGGAAAAUUGCGUGGUCAGCGUGCAAAAUCCAUGAAGUUCGUCGACGGUCUAAUGAUCCAUUCUGGUGAACCCAUUAAUGACUAUGUAGACACUGCUACUCGACACGUUCUUCUUAGGCAGGGUGUCUUGGGAAUCAAAGUAAAGAUCAUGUUGCCAUGGGAUGAGACGGGCAAAACAGGACCAAGAAGACCACUGCCAGACAAUGUUUCAGUGGCUGAACCAAAGGACGAAGCUCUUCCGUUACAUCCAACUUCGGACGUUAAAGUUUCAAAGCCAGACGCUAUUCCGCCAGCUCCAAUUGCUGUCUAAUCGGAUGUCUUUUUGCAAUAAAGUCUGAAAAUCUGAUACUGAUUUUCUGUGGUAUUUUUUUGAAUCCACUAA